Setaria italica (foxtail millet) is the source of this 3200-nucleotide messenger RNA. RefSeq names its product phosphoenolpyruvate carboxylase 1-like. Gene Ontology annotation, biological process: tricarboxylic acid cycle; leaf development; carbon fixation. Gene Ontology annotation, molecular function: phosphoenolpyruvate carboxylase activity. The record is from RefSeq and is marked provisional. Lineage: Eukaryota; Viridiplantae; Streptophyta; Magnoliopsida; Poales; Poaceae. Gene Ontology annotation, cellular component: apoplast; cytosol; chloroplast.
CCACCGCCACAGCCAUCUAGCUCCACUCCAGUCAUCUAGCUUCGCUUCGCUUCCCACCACGCCAUGGCGUCCAAGCCCGUGGAGAAGCACCACUCCAUCGACGCGCAGCUCCGGCUCCUGGCACCCGGCAAGGUCUCCGAGGACGACAAGCUCGUCGAGUACGACGCCCUCCUCAUCGACCGCUUCCUCGACAUCUUCCAGGACCUCCACGGCCCAAACAUCCGUGAAUUCGUCCAGGAGUGCUACGAGGUGGCGGCGGAGUACGAGCGCGAUCGCGACGCCGCGAAGCUGAGCGAGCUCGGGUCCAGGCUCACCAAGCUGUCCCCCAAUGACGCCAUCGUCGUGGCGAGCUCCUUCUCGAACAUGCUCAACCUAACAAACCUCGCGGAGGAGGUGCAGCUCGCCCACCUCCGCCGGAACAAGCUCAAGCGCGGGGACUUCGCCGACGAGGGCUUCGCUGCCACCGAGUCUGACAUCGAGGAGACGCUCAAGCGCCUCGUCACAGAGCUCGGAAAGUCCAAGGAGGAGGUCUUCGACGCGCUCAAGAACCAGACCGUCGACCUCGUCUUCACCGCCCACCCCACGCAGUCCGUCCGAAGGUCGCUCCUCCAGAAGCACGCCAGGAUCCGGAACUGCCUCACGCAGCUGUAUGCCAAGGACAUCACGGAGGACGAUAAGCAGGAGCUCGACGAGGCUCUGCAGAGGGAGAUCCAAGCAUGUUUUAGAACAGACGAAAUUCGGAGAGCACAACCAACCCCACAGGAUGAAAUGCGUUACGGGAUGAGCUAUUUUCAUGAAACUAUAUGGAAGGGUGUCCCAAAGUUUUUGCGACGUGUGGAUACAGCUCUAAAGAACAUCGGGAUUGAUGAGCGUCUCCCCUACAAUGCUCCUCUCAUUCAGUUCUCUUCUUGGAUGGGUGGCGACCGCGAUGGAAAUCCAAGAGUUACGCCAGAGGUGACAAGGGAUGUAUGCUUGCUUGCAAGAAUGAUGGCGUCAAACUUGUACUUCUCUCAGAUAGAAGAAUUGAUGUUCGAGCUCUCUAUGUGGCGCUGCAAUGACGAACUCCGUGCUCGAGCGGAAGAACUUCACGCUUCUUCACAGAAAAUUUCCAAGCAUUAUAUUGAAUUCUGGAGGCAACUUCCUGCAAAUGAACCGUAUCGCGUGGUGCUUGGUUAUGUGAGGGACAAAUUGUACAGCACACGCGAACGCUCGCGCCAUCUGCUAACUAGUGGAUUUUCUGACAUUCCGGAGGACUCGGCCUUUAAGAAUGUUGAAGAGUUCCUGGAGCCCCUUGAGCUGUGCUACAAAUCCCUGUGUGACUGUGGUGACAAGACCAUCGCCGACGGGAGCCUGCUCGACUUCAUGCGGCAGGUCUCGACGUUCGGGCUCUCCAUGGUGAAGCUGGACAUCCGUCAGGAGUCGGAGCGUCACACCGACGUGAUCGACGCGAUCACCACGCACCUCGGCAUCGGGUCCUACCGCGAGUGGUCCGAGGAGAAGCGCCAGGAGUGGCUGCUCUCCGAGCUCCGCGGCAAGCGGCCACUGCUGAGCAAGGACAUGCCCCAGACCGAGGAGAUCGCCGACGUGCUCGGAUGUUUCCACGUCCUCGCCGAGCUGCCCCGCGACAGCUUCGGCCCGUACAUCAUCUCCAUGGCGACGGCGCCCUCCGACGUGCUCGCCGUCGAGCUCCUGCAGCGUGAGUGCCACGUGAAGCAGCCGCUGCCCGUGGUCCCGCUGUUCGAGAAGCUCGCCGACUUGCAGUCGGCGCCGGCGUCCAUAGAGCGGCUCUUCUCCCUGGACUGGUACAUGAACCGGAUCGGCGGCAAGCAGCAGGUGAUGGUCGGCUACUCGGACUCCGGCAAGGACGCCGGCCGGCUGUCGGCGGCGUGGCACCUGUACAAGGCGCAGGAGGCGAUGGCGAAGGUGGCGAAGCGCUACGGCGUGAAGCUGACCAUGUUCCACGGCCGCGGCGGCACCGUCGGCAGGGGCGGCGGGCCGACUCACCUCGCCAUCCUGUCCCAGCCGCCGGACACCAUCAACGGGUCCCUCCGUGUGACGGUGCAGGGCGAGGUCAUCGAAACCUCCUUCGGCGAAGAGCACCUCUGCUUCCGGACGCUGCAGCGCUUCACCGCCGCCACGCUCGAGCACGGCAUGCACCCGCCGGUCUCCCCCAAGCCUGAGUGGCGCGCGCUCAUGGACGAGAUCGCCGCCGUCGCCACCGAUGAGUACCGCUCCGUCGUCAUGAGGGAGCCCCGGUUCGUGGAGUACUUCCGGUCGGCUACCCCGGAGACGGAGUACGGCAGGUUGAACAUCGGCAGCCGGCCGGCGAAGAGGAAGCCGAAGGGCGGCAUCGAGUCGCUCCGCGCGAUCCCGUGGAUCUUCUCGUGGACGCAGACGAGGUUCCACCUCCCGGUGUGGCUCGGGUUCGGCGCCGCGUUCAAGCACGCCAUGAAGAAGGAUAUCAAGAACUUCCAGAUGCUCAAGGAGAUGUACAACGAGUGGCCAUUCUUCAGGGUCACCCUGGACCUGCUCGAGAUGGUCUUAGCCAAGGGAGACCCCACCAUCGCCGGCCUCUACGACCAGCUGCUCGUCGCCGACGAACUCAAGCCAUUCGGGGAGCAGCUCAGGAACAACUACGUGGAAACAGAGAAGCUUAUCCUGCAGGUUGCUGGGCACAAGGAAAUCCUUGAAAGCGAUCCCGGCCUGAAGCAGCAGCUGCGGCUGCGCGACCCCUACAUCACCAUUCUUAACGUGUGGCAGGCCUACACCCUGAAGAGGAUAAGGGACCCGAACUUCAAGGUGACGCCGCAGCCGCCGCUGUCCAAGGAGUUCGCCGACGAGAACCAGCCGCGCGGGAUUGUGAAGCUCAACCCGGCGAGCGAGUACGGGCCGGGGCUGGAGGACACGCUCAUCCUCACCAUGAAGGGCAUCGCCGCCGGCAUGCAGAACACUGGCUAGGGUGCUCUGCUUCGCUCGCUGCAGAGUGCUGUAAAGGCACCAGCAUGUGGAUGUGUUUCUUUAUGAUUCACACCUUGGCUUUCGUUCAUGUUUUCUUUUCGAAUAAGGCUUGAUGUAAAGAUCAAGUGGAACUUCUUGGCUGUUUAAGCAUUCUGUAAUUCUGUAAUAAUAUAAAGACCACAAACUAUUGGCAUGUUAUAUUUAAUAAAGAUAUUUAUUCCAAUAAGAUACCCCCUGCUCAA